GUGAGAAGUUGUGCCCUGUGAAGUGGAGACCGGAAGUGGUGGGAAGUAACCUGCAUCCACGGGAAAAAACGGGUUUGUUCCCCUCGCGGUCCAGGGCUUAGACCGGCUCAAAGAAGACGGUAUCAAAAUGGCAACAGGAGCAGAUGUCCGGGAUAUAUUGGAAUUGGGAGGUACAGAGUCUGAGAAUGUAGGAACUAUUAAUAAGAAAGACAUCAUCAAUUCUGAUAAGAAAAAAUCUAAGAAGUCAUCAGAAACCCUAACAUUUAAAAGACCAGAGGGGAUGCACCGGGAGGUCUAUGCACUGUUGUACUCGGAUAAAAAGGAUGCACCUCCCCUUUUGCCAAGUGACACAACGCAGGGCUACCGCACAGUCAAGGCUAAGUUGGGCUCUAAGAAAGUGCGCCCUUGGAAAUGGAUGCCCUUCACCAACCCUGCUAGAAAGGAUGGGGCUAUGUUCUACCACUGGAGAAGGGCAGCUGAAGAGGGCAAGGAUUACCCUUUUGCCAGGUUCAACAAAACAGUGCAAGUUCCAGUCUACUCUGAGCAGGAAUAUCAGAUGUACCUUCAUGAUGAUGCCUGGACAAAAGCUGAAACAGACCAUCUCUUUGACCUAUCGCGACGGUUCGACCUGCGCUUUGUGGUUAUUCAUGAUCGCUAUGACCACCAGCAGUUCAAAAAACGGUCAGUGGAAGACUUAAAGGAACGCUACUAUCACAUUUGUGCCAAAUUGGCCAAUAUUCGUGCUGCUCCUGGUACUGAUCUGAAAAUUCCUGUGUUUGAUGCUGGUCAUGAAAGGCGCCGGAAAGAACAGUUAGAGAGGCUAUAUAACAGGACACCAGAACAGGUGGCAGAAGAGGAAUAUCUAAUUCAGGAGUUGCGGAAAAUUGAAGCCAGGAAGAAAGAGAGGGAAAAGCGAACACAAGACUUGCAGAAACUCAUUACGGCAGCUGACACAACCACUGAACAAAGACGUGCAGAACGCAAGGCGCCGAAGAAGAAGCUGCCACAGAAAAAAGAGACAGAGAAGCCUGCUGUCCCUGAAACAGCUGGCAUCAAAUUUCCUGACUUUAAGUCUGCUGGUGUUACGCUGCGGAGUCAAAGGAUGAAACUGCCGAGCUCCGUGGGACAGAAGAAGAUUAAAGCCUUGGAGCAGAUGCUGAUGGAACUCGGAGUAGACCUGAAUCCAAUGCCGACAGAGGAGAUUGUCCAGACGUUCAAUGAGUUGCGCAGUGAUUUAGUGCUACUGUAUGAGCUCAAGCAAGCCUUUGCAAACUGUGAAUAUGAGCUACAGAUGUUGCGCCACCGCUAUGAGGCACUGGCCAAGGCAGGGAACACAGGACCCAGCACAGAUGGAGGCUUGCACACUGAUGGACAGUCAGGCGUAUGCACUGAAGAGGGCAAGGGGGAUGGCAAGGAGCAGAUCAUUGAUGUGGUGGGAGCCCCCCUUACACCUAAUUCAAGAAAGCGCAGGGAGUCUGCUUCCAGUUCCUCAUCUGUCAAAAAGGUGAAGAAGCCAUAAAUAAUGCAAGAUAUCAGCUCCUAGAUUGUGGGGACAGGAUGGCUCCAUUUGUCAAGUAUUAUGGCAAUAUUUCCUGCCGGAGAAUUCUUUUAGUGACAUUGCCUUUUCCUGCUCCAGAACAGGCUAUGGCUGCCCCAGGUAAAGGAUUGGGAGACGCUUGAAGAAUGGCCUCAUAUUGGUUGUUGUGUAGUCUUUCCUGUGCCUAAUUUUUGUAGACUUCCUUGUGCAUAUAGAAACCAUUGUCUCUUGUUCCAUUAUCUAAAUCAGAAGUAAUUAGGUGCACAUUGAGGAGGGCAGAGUGUCAACACCUGCACAGUGAUAAGGAAUUAUUUUUCUCUCUCUUUCCUAUAUUUCUUCCUAAAUUAGCUUGGGCAGGAACUAAAUGCUAAACAAUCAGUCAACCAGACCGUCAGGAUUGCAAGAUUUUUGGAAUUGAUGUAGAUUUCAUGUUAUGAUGCUGCAUUUAAGAAAUCACUAUAGAGGUGGGGCUAUGUAGCCCAUAAUGGUGCAGAAGGCUGGGUUCUAGAUCUUAAGAUAAAACCAAACUGGGAGGGUCUUGAGGGAAAGCUGCAUAAACAAAUUGUUUUUCAUAUAGCAAUUUUUGCAAAGAAAAUUGCCCAUUCUGUUUAGAA
Pogona vitticeps (central bearded dragon) is the source of this 2151-nucleotide messenger RNA. It is a transcript of the gene DMAP1, whose product is annotated as DNA methyltransferase 1 associated protein 1. Gene Ontology annotation, molecular function: transcription corepressor activity. Gene Ontology annotation, cellular component: nucleus; NuA4 histone acetyltransferase complex; Swr1 complex. NCBI's taxonomy places the organism in Eukaryota, Metazoa, Chordata, Lepidosauria, Squamata, Agamidae. Gene Ontology annotation, biological process: DNA repair; negative regulation of transcription by RNA polymerase II; chromatin remodeling. The record is from RefSeq and is a predicted model, not a curated record.